GUGUAAGCGUCGCACUUGAAGCCCGUGGCGUUCUUUUGCCCGUAUAUGUGCUCCCCUAGCUUCCAAGCAGCUCGGAAGGGCCGUGAAGCCAUCCUUGCACUCGCUUGGAGAGAAACGAACCGAAACACGACUGGGACUCCCGUCGCCCAAAAGGACGGAACCCAGAACCCCAAUGCGUGUCUCGCAAUAAAAGCAUUCGCAACCAGGGGCAUCGAACUUACUCAAUGUUGAUCUGGCCCGGGCUAGAAAAGGAAGACAUGGACGUGUCUUCCAAUGAGACCACCGAGGGAGGCUUCGGGUCGACGCAAAUGCAGGCGCUCUCCCACGAGAGCCUCGCCAACAUGAUGCUCGGCGUCAUUAUCGCAGUGCUCGUCGUCACGACUGUGUUUGUCGGGCUGCGGAUCUAUGUAAGGUCGCGGGUUAUCAAGAAAUGGGGUGCCGAUGAUACGAUGGUGACGCUUUCGUUUGCUACGGUGGCUUUCCAUGGGAUCAUGCUGUGUCUGGGUACCAGAUUCGGACUCGGAAAGCAUGUCUGGAUGACGCAGGCGCAAACAAUCGAGAAAGCUCAAAAGCUCGCGAUGUUCAUCGUGAUGAUCUACAACAUCGCCUUCGUCACCAUCAAGAUCGCCUUCCUCCUCCAAUACCGCCGAAGUUUCCCUCUUCUCAUGGUCGAGAUGUUGUGCAACGCUGGUAUCGCGUUUCUCGUCUUGUUUGGAGUAUCGCUAAUGGUCUCGGCGGGUAUAACGUACAGUUUGGUACUCAAGCGCGAGAUGACGGAUUCGCCCGUCAGUGUGUUGGGAUGGUGGCUUGCCAAUGCGUCAAUGCACCUGCUUACGAACAUCUUCAUCUUCGUUCUGCCGUUACCCUUGCUCGGUAGGCUGAGACUUCGGCGGGGAGAGAAGCUGGCUCUCGUCAUCAGCUUCGCCCUGGGGCUAUUAAUAUGCGCAGUAUCCAUCAUCCGGAUCGCAUAUCUCCCAGGGUCUUUUGACAUGGUCGACAUGACGUACGAUGGAAUAUCCAUCAUCCUCUGGUCCGUCGUGGAACUCUCAUGCGCGGUUAUCUGCUGCUGCAUCCCCACCCUCCGACCGCUCGUAGAACGACGACAACGAGGCCUGGCCGACGACUACGACGAUGCCACCAUCUUUGGCGGAGGUAUGUUCAGAGAGGACAUGACCUUCGGCGAGGGCUCGCAACGCGUUCGCCCUGAUAUGCGCGGUGCCAACAACGAGAGGAUAUCGUCGUCCAUCAGCUGCGCUUCAGAAACGGGCAUGAGGAAACCCGGUCCAACCUUUUUCUGGCUGCGCACACGGAAGCAGAGCGACCACUCGAGCAUCAACGGGCUCGACGACAUUGCGCCCAUGCCCACGCACGCGGGGCCUAUGAUGGCGGCUGCCGCUGCCGCAAUGCCGGUGGUGGAGGUUCACGGGGUCAGGCGGGAGAGCGAGUAUGGAAUCAUCGUUGUGGAGAGUGAGCGCGUCGAAGGGGGGGUGGAACGUGAGCGUGAGAUCCCUCGACGGGCGAGCGUGAGGAGUAGUCUGCGUAGUGACAGCAGUCUCGGGGUGGCGCUGCGUAGAGAUUUGAGUGUGAGGAGGCACAUGAGCAUAGCGUUGACGGAACGGGAUUCGGAUGAUGAUGUGUACUACUUUGGUGUUAAUGAGGAGGAUGUGGACCUGGAAUGCCCGACGCCACUGAGUCCGCCGCCAAAAUGUCGGAAAUCGACCAGUUCGUGAUGGAUCAAAAGAUGUCUAUCUGUUUAGACUUUGUAAAACAUACUGUACGGCGUUUGGGCGGUCGGAGUUUCUUUCCAUUGAUGGCGAUUUUGGAG
Messenger RNA from Colletotrichum acutatum, 1825 nucleotides. RefSeq lists its product as uncharacterized. NCBI's taxonomy places the organism in Eukaryota, Fungi, Ascomycota, Sordariomycetes, Glomerellales, Glomerellaceae. Bases 225 to 1730 code for a protein of 501 amino acids. The transcript has 5 exons. The record is from RefSeq and is a predicted model, not a curated record.